Messenger RNA from Adineta steineri, 9228 nucleotides. NCBI's taxonomy places the organism in Eukaryota, Metazoa, Rotifera, Eurotatoria, Adinetida, Adinetidae. The record is from the annotation of a GenBank genome assembly.
AUGGACGCAUCAAUUUUAAAUCAUCUUUUUCUCCCACAACAUUUACCAUCGUCUGCUGAUGCCGAUUAUCUAAUCGGACAAAAUCAUCAACAUGAACAUGAAUUAUUAGAAUACAUGAACGAGUAUUUUUAUACAAUUGCAUCCACUGAUAUAGUGAACAAAUUACCGGUGAUGAGCAUACUAAUGGAGUGUAUUAACCGUUGGUCUCAUUUACAAAAUCGACAUAAUUAUUCUAUAACAAAUAUUCAAUCAACUCUCGAACAAAUACCAUCGGAUCAUUUUCUUCCUCUUUAUUUUCAUGCUCAAAAUGCUGCGAUUUUAAUUGAAAUCGAUUCAAAUAAUAAUCAACCAUUGAUAUCAGCUUGGCAAGUUCUACUACCGACUGAUGUAAUUACGUCUUCAUUAAUGCCACACUUUUCCUGUUUUCCAGUGGCAACAUACCGAUUACGUGAUCGAUCGGAAUUAGCUGCUCAAGUUCAGUGUGAAUUAUUAAUGAAUUUUAUGAUCGAUACGAUUGAGUAUUCAAAAUCUUAUAAAGCAUCGAAUGUAGUUGAUGAAACACGUGAAGUUCCACAAUCACAUUAUGUAUGUUGUUGGUGGAUAGAACAAUUUGAAGGUGUAAUGGUUGACAAAACUCCCGGUAAUUCUGUUCAAUUCAAGAAAAAACAUCGUGAUCAAAUUCGAUGGAAUAGUGCAGCACUUCCCUUUCGACGAUCAGGAUUAUGGAUGACUAUCAAAGUCGUAUUACAUACAAUUUUAAUUAAACGUUUACAAACUCUCGGUACUAUUGUCUAUAAAUUACUAAUUACCCAUUUUUUUACUUAUGUUAUUAAAAAUAUACCAAUGCCCGUAGAUUUAUUGGUUCAUUGUAUCAGAAAAAUUGCACGAAGAUUAAAUAAAAUCAAAGAUUUAUUAGUUUCUAUUAAAUACGAUGACAAGAAUAUUCAAAUAUGGAUCAAUAAUACAAAGCAACAAAUUGAAUUUGACAUUAAAAGUAAAAUGCCUGAUCCAAAUUGGCAAAAUGUAAUUCGAAUGAAUGAAAAACUUCGUGUUGAUUUUUGCGAAAAGUAUUCGAAAUUAAAUAACAACCGGAAUAUUUAUAAACAUUCAUGUGAAAAACUGCAGAACUAUUUGUAUGAUUGUAUUAAUUCAGAUAAAGCAUCUGUUCGAUUUAAACCCACUUAUGCCUAUGAUGAUCCAAGUACAAAAGAUCUGAAUGACUAUAUUCCUUCAUACGAUGUAUUAACAAAAAAAAUAGAAUGUACGACUAGUGUUGCUUUGACUUACAUGGAAAUUUGGGUUGAGCUAUGCUUGGAGCAAUGGAUCAAUCACAAUUCAUCCACAAUACAUGGAAAAAAUCGUUUCAAAAUUUUAUUUGAAUUUUUCGAAACAUAUCAAUCUGCUGCAUUAAAUCAUUAUUAUUCCGAAAAAGGUUCGAACGAUUCCAUUGGUUACAGUCGAUUUAUUCUAACAUCACUAACAAUUCUUUAUUGUAUGCAUCAAAAAUUAUGUCAGAAGGGAAGCUUUAUACGAUUAAAAGAACAUUCUAUAGAUAUUCCAAAUUUAUUCGACCUGUUUGAAUUGUUAACUUUACCAACCCGUGAUGAUAUGGUUCGAGCAUAUAAUCUCUACAAAUAUUUCGAAAACUUUAAGAAAAAACAAUAUCCUGAUAUUUUGAGCAAUAUCGAUUCGAAAAAUGCUUUCGGUGUUUACUAUGCUGGUCAAUCAACAACAAUGCUUUAUAGUAUUCAAAGAAUUCAAUCACAAGCUGACAGAGAUAAACAUGAUAAAAUUGUGGAGGUCAAUGAAGCAAAGGAAAAAUACGCACAACUGAUGGACGUAGUCAAUCAGACUGUAUGUGAUCCUUGUACAAGGAAGCAUAAGAAAAAGUGUGCUCGAUGUAAAACAUUGUCAGAAGCAAAUAAAAUCCGAGUGCAAGUUUUCGAAUGUCCAAUACCAUCGAAACUCGAAAGUGCAUUGGCAAUGAUCUUCGAAUUACAAAUGCCAAUUGAAAUUCGAUGCUAUCGAGAUGUUCUCUGGCAGUUUAUUAGUCGGCUUCAAACAGAAACGAAAAAUAAUAUUCACGAAUGGUUAAAAGUUCCUCCACAUGACAGUAAAUUAAAAUCUUAUAACAAUAAUUCAAUACAAUCGAAGGUUAAAUUGGUAUCAUCAACAAAAUCUAUAACACAGACUCACUAUUCCUGUCCACCAUCCAUUGGCUCUACACCAGUCACUGAUUUUUUAUUUGAAAAUAGUCUAAAAGUUCAAAUUUCACCAAACAAACCAAUGCCUUUUGACGAUGAAUGUGUUAUUUUAACGCCUAAAAUUAAUCAUCCUGAUUACAAAAAAUUACAAUUUACAAUACUUAACACAGAAUUUUUACAAAAUCAUGUCAUCGCCCAAUUAGCUGAUUGUUCAAUACGAAUGAAACCAACACAAUUUGUAGAAUUUGGUUCAUUUCGAUCCGGACAUCGAUUACAAUGGUGGAAUCUUUUGAUUAUGUUUGAAAUGGAUUCUCUUUUACUUGCUGAAGAAAGUGUGGUAAUAUUAAUCAUGCAUUCAUUACUUCAAUAUGGUCCUGUAGCAACACAUCCUUCCUCAUUCUCGAAUAGUUGGUGUCCGGAAUCGCAUCGAGAGUUAUUAGAAGAUCAUUUUGUUGAUGAAUUCAUAUUAAGAUUAGAUCGUCGUUUAGAUGAAUGCAAAUUAAAUUGGCAAAAUGAAUUAGUCUUAUUAAUUAUUUCGAUAAUAACAAUGAGAAUAUUGACAAUAUGUAAUUCAUCGAAAGUCGAUAAAAUUGUUAAUUUAGCAAAAAAAACUCGUCGAAUUAGUGAAAACUGGAUUGAUUCUAUAACAAAAACAAUUCAGACAAUUUCACCAACAGCAUUUGAUGAAGUCGAAAGACUUCGUAUUAAAAUGAUCAGUAUUGCUAUUGCCUGUGUUUUAACAUUUUCAACUCAUGACGAUCGUAUUAAACAGCUCAUAUCAUCUAAUCAAGAUAUUAUAUCUUUAUUAAAAGCAGCUGCUACUAUUCAUGAUAAUAUUAUUUUAAAUCGAAACGAAUCAAAUAUCAGUCCAUUAAUGUCAAAUUUAAUUCGAUAUGCUGAACAUGUUUUAGUCGUAGUACAACCAUUCGUAGCAAAAUUUCUUCGAAAAACAUCACAUGAAAGUUUAAAUGACUUUGUUACAAUCUAUUGGGCAGUUAUGCGAAGUAAAGGUCAAAUGAAAGGCGAAUGGAAAAAACGAACAAAAUAUGCAUUUGAUGGUUGGUACGAUUGUCGAUAUGAAUCGAGAUUUAUAUCAAUUGAUUGCAUCAAAGGAACGUUCUUAGUCGAUGGAUUAACAAUAGGUUUUUUACCUAAAAACAUUAUUUCUCAUCAAUUAUUUGUACGUGUAUUUGGUCAACAUGUUUUUGAAGUUCAAGCAGCUGAAUCGACAAAUACUUAUAUAACAAAACACGCAUACCAUGACGAUGGUCGAGUUCUAUAUGAAUUUUAUUUCAAUGAUCAAACAAAAGAUCUGAUUAUUAGGGAACGACAUGUACGAACAAAUGAAAUCUAUGAAUUAAUUCCUCAUACAUGUUUCGAUGAUGAAUUACCAAAUAUGUUUAUUUCAAAUUACAGUCAUUGGUGGAAUGCAGUAACCGACAUAGUCGAAUUUCGGUCGGUUUAUUUUAAAGAUUCGAAUUUUUUAAAGAAUAAAUUUUAUAUUCUCAAUCGAAAUACUGGAUUGAUUACAAUGAAUGAAAUUAAAAGAAAACAAAUUCUAAUUAACCAAUCAGCAGGUAUUUUUCAAAAACUAUUUUUACAAUAUUUCAUUCGUCUCGAUGAUAAACCAUAUGUCUAUAUGAUGGGAGACAAUCUUUUUCCGCAAAAUAAUCUUAUUAUCACCAUCCAUUUAUCUCAUUUACGAAUUGCUUUUCAUUAUAAUACAUCGACUCAAAUAAUUACGUCUCGCGAAUAUUCAGAUAUGCGUGUUGAUGAAGAUCAAUGGUUAGGAACACUUACAGGACUCACAUCCGGACUUCUACUUUCGCCAUUAUCAGUGCAUAAUAAUCAAUCAAACAAUUAUCCAUAUCGAAAAUUAAUUGUGCCAUUUGGAGAAGUUCAAAGUACAAUUCAAAAUGCUACACAUCAAACUGUUACAAUACAACGAACGUCAUUAUCUUCAGAUGAGUUUCUUUCACAUUAUUUUGUUUUCAUUUUAAAUGAUCGAUUAUGUAUUCUUCAAUCAACGGAUAGUCCAACUGGAUGGCUCUAUUUAGCACUAUUACAUGCUAUGACUUCUCAUCCAUUAUACGAUCAAUAUACAUCAAUGACAGGAAUGGAACGAGCUUUUCAAUUGUUAAAUUCAGCUGGUUGUUCAUCUGAUCAACCAUAUGAUACUUUGUCAUUAAAUAUACUCACUCAAAUCGCUUCAAUUUCACCAAAAGUUGAUUAUUAUCCACGACAUAUGACUUGUAUGGAAAAAAUCGACUGGAAUAACAAUGGUUUAUCAGCUUCGUUACAAAAUUUUGGCUAUUAUUUGAUUGUAAAAUCCCUCAUUCAUGCGAGUCAACAAUUGAAUUUCAUAAAUUCGUCAGAUGUUUCCAUUGAAAUUGCCAAACUUUUUAAAGAAAAAUACAAUAAUGAAGCAUUAUUAAAGAAACUCUAUUGGAACUAUCGAGAUUCAUACAAUCCAUUAGCAAGAUUACCCUUAGAAAUAGAACGGGAUAUAUUAAAUACUUUUACAUCAGCAGAAUAUCAUUCAAUUUUAGGAAAUACCUCGCAGACAACCAAUUAUCCAGUUAUUCAACUCGUGGAUGAUUUAUAUAAGAAAGGAAAUGUGACACUUAAAGAUUCCUCAUGUUUUCAUUGGUUACCUUUAUCUCAAUGGUUGAAUGAUGAAAAUCGACUCGAAAAUAUCUGGAUUAGUUUAUUAAAAUUGGUUGACGAUUGUAAAAAUCCAUUAACCGAUUAUCGUACAGAAGGUAUUCAACGUCUUCAUCGAUUGUUCGAUUUUUUUCAUUACAUUUCAAAUAAACGUAACAUUAAACCAUUCUAUAUACAAAUGUUAAAAACAGCAUUGAACUCGCCAGCGAUUUCGUUCAAUUCAAUCAAGUUUCCUCCAUUUAUUGACUAUCAAAAUAUUGAAGAAAUAUCUUUUAUAAAAAAACGCAUUUCGAUUUCGAAGAUUCCAACUGAACAAGCACGAAAUGAAAUUCUAGCUGAAAUUGAACGUUGUUUGAGAUCAAAUUCUACCUACCAGUGUCCUGAUGAUGUAAUAUCAUUUAUAAAUGUCACUCAAAUCAAUUUACUGCUUCGUUCAUGGCGAUUGAAUAGCGCUCUUCGAACUUUUCUCCAAUCUGUGCAAAAGUUGAUUCAUUCUGUUCGAAUUGAACAAUUUCAAAGUAAAGUAGUUUAUAAUACUCAAAAAUUUACACGUGAACUGUUUCUAAAUCAUUAUCAAAUAAAAGUCAAAUCUUCGAAGAAAUUAUUAAAUCAAGAUCUUCUAUUAAAAGCUGCACAGAAAUUUCAUCAUCAUCAUUAUAUAAAUCAUUUUCCUACAGAAAAGAAUUCAACAUCAAUUGCUAAACAACAACGUCAAUUUCCCAAUGAAAUUUUUCCGUUUAUUAAUAAUGAACAAAAUCCUCUAUGGAAAAUUGACAAUUAUUUUAGAGAUCAAUUAAAUGAGAGUUGGAAUAAAUUUCUUUUAAAUGAACAAUCCGAAGAAACAUAUCCAUCUGAGGACGAAAUAAAACGAUUACUCAAUUCCAUUCAAGACGAAACUGUAACAUUCAGUAUUGCACUAAUUCAAUCGAUAUUAGCACCAAAUGAAUUAUUGUUUAAUAGUGGUGUUUUACCACGACUGGUACCUUCAGUACUUAUACGAGUUUUACUAGAAAGAAAUAUACAUGCUGAAAACUCUCUGCCAUUCGAUUUAACUAUGGAUCAAUGUACAUUGUUAGGUGGUAUUCUUGUUAAUUGGACAUUAGAACAACAAUUAGAGCGAGCUUUACAUUUCCUUGCUUAUAAUAAAACUGAAGAUUUUAAAAAAGAAAUAUCCAAUAUUCCACAUUUGAAUUGGAUACCAUCUGAACAUAUCUAUUGGUUAAUUUUAGAACUUGAAAUGAAUAUUAUUAUUCGUGAUAUUCAAAUAAAAGUAGCACAUCAUAUGAUGCAAACAAAUGUGCCUACUGCAAACAAUAUCGUCAUGCAAAUGAAUAUGGGUGAAGGAAAAACAUCAGUGAUUUUACCAAUGUUAGCUGUUAGUUUAUCUUCUAUUAAUUCAACUCUAGUUCGUAUCGUAGUUUUAAAAUCAUUAUUUCCAACAAAUUAUCAAUCAUUACGAUAUAAAUUAGGUGGCUUAUUGAAUCGACGUAUUUUACCAUUCACUUGUCGUCGUGAUAUGAAUUUAACAUAUGAACAAAUUCAACGAAUUCAUAUUCGAUUUCAUCAAGCAUUAAAUCAUUGUGAUGUGAUAUUAACUUCACCAGAAGAUCUUCUUUCUUUCGAUCUUCUUACCAUUGAUAAAUGUCGACAAAAUAUAUUCGAUACUGCACAAUCUAUGUUAACUGUUCAACAAUGGAUUAAAACAUAUGCACGUGAUAUUUUAGAUGAAUCGGAUGAAAUUUUACAUGUUAAAUAUCAAUUAAUUUAUACGAUCGGUGGUCAAAAACAAGUUGAUGGAAGAACAGAACGAUGGAAAACAAUUCAAUCAAUCCUUGAAUUGGUUAAAAAAAAUAGUGCGGACAUUUCCGAACGUUUCUCUGAAGAAACUUGUUUUAAAAUUUCCGAACAAAAAAGUGUAUUUCCACAAUUUCGUUUACAAUCAGAUCUACCGUAUCCAUUAUUAUGUGAAAAGAUAGCGAAUGAUUGGAUUGAUAGUAGAAAUUAUCGACAAGCUGAUAAACAGAUUGUUCUUUCAUUUCUUCUACAAUCAAAACUAUCCGUUGAUCCUCUAAUCAACAAGUUUCCUUUUCUUGAAAUUCAAUUAUUUCUCAUUAUUCGUGGUUUAUUAUCAUCUGAAGUUUUAUUAAUUGCGUUGAAAAAACGACAUCGAGUUAAUUAUGGUAUUAAUCCAAAUCCAUCAUUUCAUCGUUUAAUGGCAGUACCAUUUCGUGCUAAAGAUGUUGCUGCCGAUCGGACCGAAUUUGGUCAUCCUGAUGUUGCUUUAGUUUUAACACAACUUUCAUAUUAUUAUUCUGGUUUAACAGAUUCUCAAUUGAUGCAAUGUUUUGAUCAUUUAAAUGAACGAGAAAGUGAUCCAGCAACUAUUUAUGAACAAUGGAUUUUAUAUGAAGGAAUGGGCAAUGUUCCUGAACAUAUUAAAUAUUGGAAUGGAGUGAAUUUAGAAGAUUAUCAUCAACGAACCGAACAAAUCUUCCCUACAUUUCGAUAUCAUAUGUUAGUUAUCAAUUAUUUUCUCAAUCGUUUUGUUUUUCAACGCGAAGCAAAACAAUUUCCUUAUAAAAUUGUUGCAUCAGCAUGGGAUCUUUCAUCAUCAGUACGAUCAAAGAUUAUUACAGGAUUUAGUGGUACAAAUGAUACACAAUUAUUAUUACCUGUACAUAUGAGAAUGCUUCCUAUUCCCAAAAAUGUUGGUGCAUUGUUUAUUGAUAAAACUAAUCGUGAUAUUGCUGUUCAUUGGUUAAAUUUAUCAGAUAAACAUCAAAUUGAUUAUGCUGUUUACUUUGAUUUCGAUUCUAUUGUUGUCUGUGAUCGACAAUAUCAUCAUCAACGAUUUGAAACAUCUCCGGCUAGUGAACGAUUAGAUCAUUGUGUAUUCUAUCUUGAUGAAAUUCAUACUCGUGGAACAGAUUUUAAAUUUCCUCAAGGAUUUCGUGCAGCAGUUACAUUAGGUAAUGGUUUAACAAAAGAUCGAUUUGUUCAAGCAUGUAUGAGAAUGAGACAAUUAGGACAUGGUCAUUCAUUAACAUUUUGGAGUUCAAAUGAAGUUCAUCAACAGAUAACAUCCUUAACUAAACAAUUAUGUUCAAGUGAACAAAAUUAUGUUAUUAAUAUUCUUCGUUGGGUAUAUCAAAAUACAAUUCAUUCGACAUGGGAAGGUUUACAUCAUUGGGCAGAACAAAGUUUAAGUUUUCAACGAAAAUUAAGUGCAUCGCAACAAAUGCAAGGAGCCGUUGCACGACAAACAAUGCCUAAUCAAGUCAUGAAAGAAUUUGCUGAACAAUGUUUAGAACCAGAAAUAAUUGAAUUACAACAAAUGUAUGGUACAUCAAAAGAGUUAUAUAAAUUAGAUGUGAUUUAUUCUGCUCGAUGUCAACAUUCUGUUUCUUUUUUAUCAUCUGAUAUUCAUAAUGCUGUUCUAAAACGAUUGCAAGAGUAUGGUGGAUCGAAAACACGUUUAUCACAGUUAUUAGAUGAAGAACAACAACGAGAAUUAGAACAAGAAUUAGAAGAAGAACGACAAUCAGAACGUCCGUCAUCUGUAACACCAGUUGAACCUAUCCUUCAUGAAGAAAUUAAACGAUUAGGUGAUGUACAUGAUGAUGAAUUAAAAUUACAACAAUUGACGAAAGUAUUUCAACCAAUAGCAUAUGCUUUUUAUAAUACAACAUUAUUCAAUAAUUGUCAAUUAGAUACAUGGCAAAAGAAUCUUUGGGUUACUACUGAAUUUCAACGAGUUAUUUCUAGUAAAGGAGACAAAUAUGAUUCAUUUUUACGACCACCACGAUGGAUUAUUGUCUAUCGAAAUAAACACAUUAUUUUUAUAAGUCCUUUCGAAGCCAAUUGGUUAAUUGAUUACUUACGAUCGAGCAAUAUGACUAAUACUACUUUACGUUUAUUAUUACCUCGUACAAAACGCACUCAAUCCAUUUUUGUUAACAUUCCAACGCUAACAAUUCCUCCAUCGAUUACGCAUUCUAAUGAAUCUUCGCCUUCUAUAUAUUCUAUACCAAAUCAACGGUUAGCAUCAUUGUUUGUCUUUAAUGGUACUCUUUAUUUUGAAACAAAUGAUGAGCAAAGAGCCUACUGUCAAUGUUUAAGUUUAUGUCCUAGACCUCGGACGAAAACAGAAAAUAAAGCUUUUGAAAAAGGUUGGAUUGCUAUUGAUGGAUUUGUUAGUAAUCAGAUACACCGUAUUCGUUUAAAUCUCGACGAUACUCAAUUCACAUUGAAUCCUUUGAUAUUUGUAAAGCAAUUGCUAGAAAAUCGAAACAAUUCAUUUAUACCUAUAACGUCUCACGUUGGUAGUAUUAUUUUUAACUCACAGAAACUCGACAAGUAA